GAAUGGACCACCUAGUCAGAUUCUACUGCCCUUCGUGCCCAGCUAGAAGACUAUAGGCGUCUGCUCCUCCUCAAUGCAGCAGCCUUGCAAAGUGAUUUGCUGGAUUCAAAGCCUUGCCUUGCUGUUUACUGGUACUGAGACCUUAAGCAGAUGAUUUAACCACUCAUGCUUGAGAAAUGGAGCAUCUCCCUGGCAACAGCACCAGCUGGUCCCUAGAUAAGAGGAGCUGGAAGCAGGCAGCAGCAGCCACUGUGCAGGAGAGAGGCCCCAGCAUCUGUAGUGUGAAGCAGUCCCUCGCCUCUGCCUUCUUAGCCUGCAGCUUGCACUGAUUGUUCUGGGAAAGAAACACAUCCACCCAGGCUCCUUUGAUGAUGUCCACCAAGAUGACCACUGAGCCAGUGCAGCCACAGGAGCUUUCAGAAGACAGGCUGGACAAACUAGACCCUCGUUGCAGCCACUUAGAUGAUCUUUCAGACCAGUUCAUUAAGGAUUGUGACCUUAAAAAUAAGCCAAGAAAAGGCGAAAAUGAGCAGACCACCCUGAAUGUUGAGUCAGAUCAGAAAAAACCGAGGAGGAAAGAUACACCUGCACUGCACACCCCACCAUUCAUCCCAGGAGUGAUUUCAGAACAUUUAAUUCAAAGAUGUGAUGUUCCAGAGAGGUAUCCAAAGGGCAAAAUGAUCCCAGAACUUCAGAACACUGACAUGCAACAGAAAAAGCCAAGGAGAAAAGACACACCUGCCCUGCACAUGCCUCCCUUUGCAGCAGGUGUGACUCUGCUCAGAGAUGAGAGACCCAGAGUGAUUAUGGAAGAUGAUGAAAAGGAUGGUGACAAGCUAAGAACUAAUGUUCUGAAGAAGGAACCCACGCUCCCCUGAUUGCCAUUUGCCCCAUUCCAGCUGCUCACUCACUGAUUUCACCCACCAGGCUCUGCUUGGAGUGAAGACCCCCAUCCUAGCCCCAGUUAUUUCCUUCCCUUUUGACUCCCAUGCCUCGCUCCAUUGUGAUCAUCUCAGUCAUGGCUUUGGGAGACAGAAGACUGUGGCUAUAUUGUUGGUUAAGAUAGAAAAAGGCCACUAUAGGGUUUUUAAGUAGCCCGAAGCAUUAUAAGCAUAUCGAUAAUAAUCAUGACCCCAGCAGUUGUGCCAAGGGAUUAUCAGAGAACACAGAUAUAUUCUUGUGUUAGAUGUGCACAUGGCACAGGCUUAGUUAGACCAAAAAGCCCUCAUCAUUUCUGGAUUCCUGUGGUGAAGAAGAAGAUGGGCUGCUUUAUAAGCAAAGACCCUGGAUUCCAACCCCAACUGUGUGACCCAGAAAGUCCCUGGACCUCUGAGUCUAAUUCCCACCGUGAUGAUAAAGGUGAUAGUCCUUAUUUAUCCUCCUUCAUAAUUUGAUAAUUAAA
Jaculus jaculus (lesser Egyptian jerboa) is the source of this 1402-nucleotide messenger RNA. It is a transcript of the gene Ppp1r17, whose product is annotated as protein phosphatase 1 regulatory subunit 17. The transcript is spliced from 8 exons. Gene Ontology annotation, biological process: regulation of phosphatase activity. The record is from RefSeq and is a predicted model, not a curated record. Gene Ontology annotation, molecular function: protein phosphatase inhibitor activity. NCBI's taxonomy places the organism in Eukaryota, Metazoa, Chordata, Mammalia, Rodentia, Dipodidae. The coding region runs from base 369 to 878 and encodes 169 amino acids.